Messenger RNA from Cylicocyclus nassatus, 663 nucleotides. NCBI's taxonomy places the organism in Eukaryota, Metazoa, Nematoda, Chromadorea, Rhabditida, Strongylidae. The record is from the annotation of a GenBank genome assembly.
GCCAUAACUGCUGCAUAACCUUUUUGAAUUUUUUUUUCCAUUUUUCUUUUUUGAAAUUUGUUCCGUCUAAACUUUGUCUUUUUUUCGAUGUCACUUGCAUUUGCUCCACAAGAUGUGCGACAAGGCGUGCCUGAUCAUCGCAGUACGGUACAGGCAUUACUCAAUGAAAACUCAUCACUAAUCAAGUCAAUUAGAGAUUACCUGAGCAUGGGACGUACCGAAGAAGCGGCGAAGUAUCAGCAGCUUUUACAUCGAAAUCUAAUUCACCUCGCACAAGCAGCAGAUCAGUCUUUGCUAGCACAACUCAGGGAUGAAAACGCUCCAAACGAUGAGAAUCUGCAGUCAACGCCUGCAGUUUCUGAAGCGAAUGCACCUCCAGCAUCAGCGGCUCCAGCGGUUCCCCUUGUAGCCGUUCCACCCGUAACGUCCUCACCAUACGCAAUGCCGCCACAACCUACUUCACAAGCAAUGAUGCCUCCACCAGUCAUGCAAAUGCAACCGUCCGUAGCCGCCAUGCCGCCGACAUCGCAGCCACAAAUGGGUCCACAAGGUCUCCCACCUGGGCAAGUGAUGCCGGGAGCUUAUCCGCCGCAUGGCUACGAGCAACAAUUGAUGUAUCAGCAGCAACAAGCACCACCACAGCAGCAACCAUACAUGCGCUAG